Molecule: messenger RNA, 1881 nt
Organism: Aspergillus fumigatus Af293
Lineage: Eukaryota; Fungi; Ascomycota; Eurotiomycetes; Eurotiales; Aspergillaceae
Source: RefSeq, a predicted model, not a curated record
AUGAGUUCUCAACCCCUCAGGGGUGACGCUCGAACGCGCCCUUCGAGGAUUCCUACCUUUCAGGCGCCAACAAAAGCGAGUCUGGCAAGGUCACAUCCCGAACUCUUGGAACGCGCUCAUAAUAAAUCACCGGGGAAGGACCGGAAUCAGGAUGAUCAGCAGAAGCAGGCGGAAGCGGGAGUAUUUGGGCUGCGGGAUAGAAAGGCUUUUCGACCGUCGUUGGCGUCGACUGCAAGCCCUGUGCGUACUGCGCGACAAGUCGGAGAUGCGCGCUCGCCGUUCUCAACGCGACGGUCGAGUGGAAUUCAAGCAUUUGCUGCCCCCCCAAGACGAGUGCCCAGGAAAAUCACUCCUGCAGACUUCGUCUUCGGGUCUCCAGCAAACUUACCGAAUACUGUGGCAAAUCCGGAACCUAUAAACACCCCGGAAGAUCAACUAGCGUCGGAACUUGGCAGCGCGACAGGAGAAGUGAAUGUGAGCAUUAAUUCUGAGCAGCCGCCUUUGCAUGAAGAAUUUGAGGAACCGGACCUUCCCCCGACGCCGACUCAGUUAGGCUUGGAAAAUCCCCCGGAGAGACCAAGAGGACUUUUGAGCAGCAGCCCUAGCACGCAGCUUGAGAAAUUCCGAACGCGGAGAACUGGUGAACUACUAGAGAAAAGCCCUUCCAAGCUCAGGAAGGUUGAUUAUGGGCGACAAACAGGUGACCAAUCAGGACUCGGCGUCAUUGUAUCGAAAGAGUUUCUUCCAGAACCCGUUGUGAAGAAACAAAAACUCAAGAAAGAGCUCUCUGCCGACUUGAGAAAGCUCAAGGAGGACAUCGCGGAAUUGGAGAGCUGGUCAGAGAGGUUCGGCCAACAACAUGAGACCAUGGAGUCGGACCACGACCUGGACAAACUCAUAUCUAUAUUAGUAACUGAAGACCCGGUCAGCAAAAACGUGAAGCGCCCUGCUGCCAAUCCGUCGAUAUCGUCCUUAUUAUCAGCCCUAUUACCUUUCUCCACAAAGUUCGCGCCGUCAAUACAGCAGUCCCCUACCCCUACAAAUCCGUUUGCUCUUGCAGCAUCUGCUCGCGCAAAGCCAUACUUGACUGUUUUUGCACCGUUAAACUUAACCGCGCAUUCAAACACUACCUCCGACUCAAAGAACGAUACCCUUCUUGAAAAACAUCACUUGACACUGACCGCUCCAGCCCCAUUUCCAUCCAACGUCUACAGUAUACCCGUCGUUUACGAAACGAACACGGAAUUACUGUGCUUGACCUCAAUAUCAGUCCCGACGAGUCCUGGAACUUCCUUAACGAAAAUCCCUAUACCACUGAGACGAUGGAUUGAUUCAAGGCUGUCCAAUCCGCUCCUGAAAUUAGACAUAACUGGCCUCUGUCAGGGCAUCAGUCAGUAUUGGGAAGCAAUGCUGUCACGUGCUCUCGUAUGGUCCGAAAUCGAGAACCGUCAUGCAAACCUGCUUGGCCGGCCUGCGUUGGUUGGCGCCCCUGGAAAGAGCAACACACAACAGGGACAAGAUGAUAGGUCAAACUCGCGCCGACUGCUGCCACACCUCAAGCGCAGCACAAUGCUUUUCGAAUCAAAGGAAAAUAGGAUGAAACUACUCCUCUCGUGCGACCUGAGCAUGGACGAAUGGUCAAGUGAACCUAAACUGACGACGGAUAUCAGCAUCGCGUCGAGAUCAACGAGUAAUGGCACAUCCUGCAGAAAAAUUGAACUAGAGACCAAGAAGCUCUUCCGGGAGGUACUGAGGGACUUUAGACGUCAGCAGGGCGCAAAUGAAACUGAGGCCGAUGCUAUCAUUCGAGCUGUCGAGUGCGUCCUAAAUGCUUUAUUCGGCGUUGAAGCUGGCGGAGAGCUCUCGAAGGUACAUGCUUAA